AUGAACGGAAACCUCCAUCUUCCACAGAACAUCACGGCAAUCCAGGCCCUCGUCAACCAGUCAAAUGCUCUCACGUAUUCGACAAGCCUGUACUGGUUUUCCUUUGCCGGACCGCAGAUCGACUACAUUGGCUCAAACAAUGUCAGCAAUGGCUGGAUCUACUCUUAUGGGCAGGCUUGGUGGGACUCCAAUCCGGUCAACGGCACAGGCGCUCCCUCUCGCCCGCAUCUCAUGAGCUUCAACACCACCGACGGAAGUCUACAGCGCUACAAGUCACGAAAGCCCAUCGCCUGGAACGUCCAGCUCGUUGGAGACAAUAUCGUGGUUACAGAUGCGAUCAUUGAUGCGUACUCGACAACAGGGAGCUUCCCGUUCAACACUGAUGGCUUUGACGUGACAGGGACCAACAUCCAGAUCCUAAAUAGCCUCAUUUUCAACGGCGACGACGCGAUCGCGGUCCAAUCGGGCUCGCAUAACAUUCUUUUCCGGGGAGGGACCAUUGGGUAUCAGAGUCAUGGAAUGAGUAUUGGAUCGCUCGGCCAAAAUCAAGCGUCCUUUGCCAACGUCUCCAACGUGACUUUCGACGAUGUCACUGUGGUUGACGCUGUCUAUGCCGCGCGUUUCAAGUCGUGGGAAGGUGGACAGGGUCUGGCGAAGAACAUUACGUGGUCGAACAUCAGAACCUACAACGUCACGUUCCCAAUCUUCGUCACCCAGACGUACACAAACCAAGGCUCGAACCAGACCCAGCUGGAAAGCGGCAGCGUCACCGGUCGCCCAAACAACUCCAGCGUAGUCAUGCAAGAUUUUACCUGGGCGAACUUCACCGGCACAAUCAACACCUUCCAGCCUGGCGAUGGGUCUUGCGUGUCGGACCCGUGCUGGUACAAUGUUGGAUUACCAAACCUGACCCAUACAGAGGUGAUUAUUCUGGAAUGCAACACCAACACUUCCUGCAACAAUUUCGUGUUUGAGAAUAUCGAACUGUUUCCUCAGACCUUGGCGAGUCCGACGGUGAUCUGCUUGAACGCGACGGCAGAGUUGAAUCCAAAGUUAGGAUUCGACUGUAGGAAUGGGACCUAUGUUCCGCUGUAG
Molecule: messenger RNA, 1095 nt
Organism: Rasamsonia emersonii CBS 393.64
Lineage: Eukaryota; Fungi; Ascomycota; Eurotiomycetes; Eurotiales; Trichocomaceae
Exons: 1
Coding region: 1-1095 (364 amino acids)
Biological process (GO): carbohydrate metabolic process
Molecular function (GO): polygalacturonase activity
Source: RefSeq, a predicted model, not a curated record